AUGCCCGUCAUCACACCCAUGCAGAUGGCUGCUCGGACUAUGGCCGUAUGUGGGUGUUGUUCCCCAAGAGUCGCCCAGGAACCCACUGCAGAGAACAGGGAGAAGCCAUCAAAGCCUCGACUGAGCCGCGUCAAUGGCUGGUCGCUGCCUCUGCAUUGGACCCAGGUGCUCGCCUGGGUCAUCUUUGUGUUCAUGACCAUCAACUGUUUUGGUGUUUUCAUUCCUUCCUUGCCCCAGAACUGGAAGUACCCUGCUUACUUUGUGGGUGGAGCGAUCCUCCUUUUAAACCUGUGCUGCUACGUGGUCACAACCACCAUUGACCCGGCAGAGAAACGCAAGGGACUCCGGGACUAUUCCAAGCCCCUGCCAGCCUUCGACCGCUCUCAACACUCGCAUGUUAUCGAGAACCGCUACUGCCACCUGUGCCAGGUCCCAGUGUCUGAAAAGGCCAAGCAUUGUGGCACCUGCAAUAAGUGUGUCACCGAUUUCGACCAUCACUGCCAGUGGCUCAACAACUGCAUUGGCAGUAGGAACUACCGCUGUUUCAUCUGCACGUUGGUGUCGACACUGGCAGCGCUGUUGUUCAUGAUGGUGAUCGUGAUCCACAUCUUCAUAAAGUACAGCACGGACCCCGAGAGUCUUCCUGACGACCACCAUUGUAAAAUGGUCAUAUUCCUCGGGGGCUGCGUGCUGCUACUGUGCCUCAUCAUAUCCGUGUUGGUGGGGUACCUGUUCAUCUUCCACUUAUACCUGAUGUUGAAGAAACUCAGCACCUACGACUUUGUGAAGCAGAGCCAACUGAAGCGACUUGGGACUAAAACCACCACCUGCGACCAGGAUCAGGAAGCCGCUGCACGCUUGGAGCCCCACGCGUCCGACACGAGGCGGUUCUCACCAAAGGAAGAAGGGGGCACUCCGAGGUCCUCACUUCUUGGACUCUCGCCAAGAAAGCCUGAGCCCUCCGUCAUCAGGAGCUGCAGCAACACAGGCCCCCAGGUUUUCAGAGACCAGGAGCAAGAAACAAGCAAACUCACCACCACCGAAAUUGGGUCCAAUGAGAGCUUGGCUGCCGGGAAAGAGGAAACCAAGCCAGCAGCCCUGAGCCCGGAGACCUACACUGUCGUACAGGUGUUGGGCUCAGAGAACUCCUUGGUAGAGUUGCAUGGUCUGAAGAGGGUUGCGUGGUCUGAGAAUUCCAAUCAGUCAUCAUCCCAAGUCACCCCUAGGACCCUGGAAGAUCAGCAGAAGCCACAGCAGAGGAGUAUGGUCCAGGAUACCACCAUGGAGGCAAGGGAGCUGACCCUUGUGCAAAAGCUGAGCCCCACAGAGGAUGACCAGCAACCAAGUCCAUCAAAUAGCCAGGAGCAAAUUCCACCAGAUGGCUAG
This is a messenger RNA of Ochotona princeps (American pika), 1386 nucleotides long. RefSeq names its product palmitoyltransferase ZDHHC11-like. The transcript has 12 exons. The record is from RefSeq and is a predicted model, not a curated record. Gene Ontology annotation, cellular component: Golgi apparatus; endoplasmic reticulum. NCBI's taxonomy places the organism in Eukaryota, Metazoa, Chordata, Mammalia, Lagomorpha, Ochotonidae. Bases 1 to 1386 code for a protein of 461 amino acids. Gene Ontology annotation, biological process: peptidyl-L-cysteine S-palmitoylation; protein targeting to membrane. Gene Ontology annotation, molecular function: protein-cysteine S-palmitoyltransferase activity.